AUGGCAAGAGGGUCGACAGGUAGAGAGGCCUUGACAUUCUUGACUUCGGCGUUGGGGAGGGUUGUGAGUUCAUCCUCGCCCGAGAAGUUGGUGUACGACUUGCAGACUUUUACGGUACCGACUGGAACGCCGUAUAGUGAGUACCUGACUACCUUGCACGGGUUGGUGCACAAUGUUCGAAACUUGGGAAUUGUGACGCCGCAGGAUAACACCAUUCAACUGGCAGUGAGAGAGAGUGUGUCCGAUCAAUACAGUGUCCUGACCGCUUCUGUGUUUAAGGGCAAGCAGUUGGGGUUGGUGCCGUUCGAUAACAUCGACACCUUGAUGCAGGAAUUGCGAAAUUUCGAGGCGGUGAAGGGGGGGGCCACGACUCCAACGCGGAGGUCGGCUCAGGUAAAGGGUUCCUCGGGGGGGAGGCAGGGACAGAAAAGGGAUGGAGGAGGGGGGACAGGGUCAGGUGGAACGAAUACCUUUCGGUCCGCGUCUCCGGGCAGGUUGGAUGGUGGAUAUGGGGGGAGAAGGGUGAUGACGGUGGACGAGGUCGAUUGUGAAGAUGAAUGUGCAGAGUUUCAAAGAGUCUAUGACAUUCACGUGUCGCCUCGCACUAACAGCCAAAUGAAGGAUUGUCCCUUUUUCGCGUGGUUUACGUCUGUCGAGGAAAAGGACAGGCACCGGCGGGCAUUCGGGUCAAGAUGUUUGAAGUGUGGUAGUGAAGGACACUUUGUGCGUGAUUGUGACAAGGGUUACAUUUAA
Molecule: messenger RNA, 753 nt
Organism: Ectocarpus siliculosus
Lineage: Eukaryota; Phaeophyceae; Ectocarpales; Ectocarpaceae
Source: the annotation of a GenBank genome assembly